AUGGAGCCCAUGUCAGCGAUUAGUCUCGCAGCAAGUGUCUGCCAGUUUGUCGAUUUCGCAUGUCGCAUCAUCUCCAAGGGCAACAAGCUGCGAGGCGCGCGGCACGGCCUUCUAGUCGAAGAUGCGGACCUACUUGCAGCGAGUACACGGGUCGUCGAGCUGAACAAUAAACUCGUCGACUCCCUCGGCGCAUAUUCUCGAAGCGAGAGAGGCUCCCUGGAAGUGGAGGCCAGGGCUCAAAUCAAUGCAGCCUGUAGGGGGUUGAACCAGGUGGCGACCGAGCUGAUCGAUACUCUGAACAAACUCCGUUUGCCGGGUGGCUCUGGCCGGUGGAGAAGCAUGCGUCAGGCAGUGAAGGCCGUGCGAGGGCGACAGGGAGUGGAGAAGAUGAAGAACGAUAUCAUCGUGUAUCAGCAACGGUUGAAUACGGCGCUUUUGAUAUCUAUCUAUGCGAGAUUAGAUCCCUCCUUCACGUAUCAGGACCCGACCCGCGGCGCAGGAAACCGACAAGCACCUCUGCUGAGCUCGAAAUCUCUGGAGCUUUUGUUCGCAGGAAGCCGAUCGCCCCCACCGCCAUGGCAAACUCAUCUUAUGGACAAGGUUCUCGCCAACACCCAGCCUACCGCACUUUCCGUGCAGGUGGCGAUAUUCAGAGACGAACUGAGCUCAAUCACGGCAAGAAAAGCUAAGAAGCAAACACAACAGCAGCUGAUUGGGCUUCUGUCCUUUCCUGACUUGCACGACCGAGAUUAUCGCAUAACCAAUGCCCACCAGGAUACAUUCCAAUGGAUAUUCGCCGGGCCUAAUGACCGGCACCCGCGGAAAUGGCGCCUUUUCGCACCGUGGUUACAGGGGCAGGAGAGUAUAUACUGGAUCACGGGGAAGCCGGGAUCAGGAAAAUCCACUCUAAUGAAAUUCCUGAGCAAAAGCCAGCAGACGACCGCGAAUCUGCGCGUCUGGGCGGGAAACCUCCCUCUCGUAAAGGUGCACUUUUACUUUUGGAAUUCCGGAAGCUUGCAACAAAUGUCUCUUGACGGGUUAUACAGGAGCAUCGUGCACGGGAUAUUGACCGAGUACCCGGAUCUGGUGCCAGAGGCGUUUCCCUGUCGCUGGAAAACUUGGACUCUCUUUGGCCAAGAUAUGAGGGACUGGAAUGCGCAAGAGAUUCACCAAGCAUUUCGGGUACUCCUGGCAAAGAGCGGGCACAUAUACCGGCUUUGCCUGUUCAUUGAUGGGCUGGAUGAGUGCAAGGGGCCGCACGACUCCUUUGUGGAGGAAUUAUUCUCCAUUACCAAGAAGCGCAAUGUCAAGCUCUGUCUUGCUAGCAGACCGUGGCCCGUAUUUGAGACGGCUUUCUCCACCGGAGCCCAUCUGAUGCUCCAGGAUCUUACAUUCCCGGACAUUGUUCGCUUUACAUGGAAGAACCUCUCCAGCCAUAGAGGCUUUCGGUCCCUAGUAGCCGCUGAAGAGAACUUUGCGAGUAGCCUUGUCUUGGAGAUUGCGCAGAAAUCAUCGGGCGUUUUUCUCUGGGUUGACCUGGUGGUCAAAUCCCUGCUCCAGGGAUUCACAAACGCAGAUCGCAUAUCCGAUCUUCACCGCAGGCUCGAGGAUAUCCCAGGGGAUUUGGAAGCCCUGUAUCUGAAGAUGUUUGAUAGCAUUGAACCGUUUUACUAUCAACACGCGUCGCAAUACUUCCAGAUUGCCCUGGCGGCGACAGGACAACUGUCCGCGCUGACGUUCUACUUUGCCGACGAGGAGGACCCUAACAUUGCAUUCACAGCUCCGAUCAAACCACUUACAGACGCUGAACGACUGUCAAAGUAUCAUGCUAUUAAGACAAGGCUCAUAGCAUGCUGCAAGGGCUUCCUUGAGAUCCCGAGCCCCCUCAACACACCCGCUCUCCAGGGCAACGGUGUUGGGAGCUCCGGGGGUCCUCUUUCCGCUGAAGGGACAGCAAAGUCUUCUCGCAUUGAUGAGGAUAUCGAUAGAGUCUCCUUUCAUGCAGAAGACCAAGAUGACCAGACUGAGAAAGGUUCCUUUGAUGCACCUGACGGUGGUGAAAUUUCCGAGCCUGACAGAAAGGUUACAUAUCUGCAUCGUACAGCUAAGGACUUCCUCGAAAGCAACGUGAUGCGCCAAAGAAUCCUCGACCCGUCACUAGGCCAAUAUGAUCCGUAUUGCUCAAUCUUUCGUGCUGCGCUCCUCGUACUAAAGACACUACCGGAGAAUAGAAUUACGAGAGAGGAAAUCUGGAGAGUCACCGAAAUGUGUCUACGGCUUGCAGAAUCAUCGGAGUCAGUUGAGAAAAGAGCCCUAACAAAGCAUCUUGACGAACUGGACAAGACAGCGGCGCAACUGUUUCGCGAUUCCCGCAUGUGCGGAGAGAUCACUGACUGGACUGCAACCCGGUGGAAAUCCCCGGUGGAUAACAGUUCCCAUGCAGGCGGAUUCCUCGCGCUCACGGCGGAGGCCAAUCUCAAGCGAUAUAUUCUCUCAAAAUUCGAAGCUGGGCUCCCGCGGUUUGCAUUCUCAGCCAACCGCCCAAAUCUCGACUGGAUCAUCACCAGCCACGCGACGUAUCCGGCGUUCUGCGAGCACCCAGACCCAGGUGGGCCGGGAGCAGGGGGGGGAUACUUGUUGCCUAGUAGACAGCUCAUCAAGCUUCUCCUCGAAAAUAAAGAAGACCCCAAUGAAGCCUUCGGUGACGACCUGACGCCGUGGAUCAAGGUCUUCGAGCAAGCCGCCAAAUGCGCCGGGGACAACGCCCUGCCACAACCGCAAAAGAUAUCAAUACUCUCGCACUGGGCCGACAUCGCUGACAUGUUUAUAAGCCAUGACGCCGAUCCCCUUGUGAUCAGGCAGAGUUCGGUUCAUUCCAAGGUGCGAGAAAUCUUCGGCGCGCUUCUGCCAGACCGCGCGAAGGCCAUGGAGAAGAAACUCAGACAUACGCGGAGCCGCUGGUCCGCUAUUGGGAGAUUCAUCGUCCCGCGCAAUCCGAAACUGGUCAAGUUGAGCAUCGAGCCCACGCCGCUCCCAAGAUUGAAGACCCUAGAGUCUGCUCAUGCUCCUUCCCAAUGGGGUGAUCAGUUCAGGCCCGGAAGCGAACAGCCACAGCACGUCCACGAUCUGCCUAGAUAUCUUCCGAGCCAAAGCCAAGCAAACUCGGCUCCUUAUUCUCCAAGAGAGCCUCGUAAUAUUACUGCAAUUCCUUUUCCGGUGUCUGAGUUAACCGCGGCUUAUCGUUCUUCAGGUGAUCCUCGCUAUAUUGAUCCGAGAGAGUUUCAUUCUGGCUUGGACCAUCGUCAUUCUCUUCCUGCGGAAGUUGUAACUUCUGUCAUAAAAUCAAUCUGUCAGACUGACAAGCCGGACAAAAUCACAGCGGCGUUUCAGCCUAGCGGGGAACGCCUUACAGAGACGACCAGUAGGAUGCUCGCCACUGUUCCAAGGGUUUUACUGCCGUAUUUUCAGCCCUAUGUCAAGAGGCCGGCCGCGGAGCAGCAGGAUGGUAGUACUUCCUCUAAUACAACAGGAAAAGACAACCUUCAAAGGGACUCAAAGGACACCAACUCAGGGCUCUGA
This is a messenger RNA of Aspergillus calidoustus, 3579 nucleotides long. Lineage: Eukaryota; Fungi; Ascomycota; Eurotiomycetes; Eurotiales; Aspergillaceae. The record is from the annotation of a GenBank genome assembly.